Molecule: messenger RNA, 1388 nt
Organism: Daphnia magna
Lineage: Eukaryota; Metazoa; Arthropoda; Branchiopoda; Diplostraca; Daphniidae
Exons: 6
Coding region: 163-1320 (385 amino acids)
Source: RefSeq, a predicted model, not a curated record
UGCCAGUCAAUUAAGUGGGUGGCGAUUGAACCGCUUGCCCCGGCCAUUGAACCCCUUGGGGCUUGCAAAGUUCCUGGACCGCGACGAGAAACUGAAAGAAUCAAAACCGUUGCCCGUCAGCCGUGACAAUAAUGAGAGCAUUUUCAGUCAGAAAAGAAGAGGAUGGAGUUUACACGAACGUUUAAUCACCAGUUGGGCGUUAGAAUGAAAACCAUUCAGGCAAUGUGGAAACAAAAAUGUGCAUCUACGCUACUGGUCAUCUUCAAGAUCAUCUUUCCGUGUUGUUUGCUUUUUCUACUGGUCUGGACAUUGAACGAUGGAAGACGGCAAUUGGUUGCAUCACCAGGACGAGAGACAAACACAUUAGAUCCGUCCGAUGGGCAAGAUUCAGCCGUUUGCACGGGGGACCUUCUCGACCAGCGUCACCAUCGUUAUGAAAAAGAAACUGAUGGCAAUUAUCGAUUCACGUCUGACCAGACUGGACCGUGUCGACUUCUCCGGUACACAACUGAUCGCACAGUCCCGUGCCUUGAUUUGAUUCGCUAUCAAAAGCAAUUGGCCGGUGAUUUGAGUAAUAGAAACAACGGCUCAUUGCACUUUCUGUUUAUGGGUGACUCGAGAGUUCGCCAACAGUUUUACAACUUUGUCGCUUUGAUUCCAGACUAUGAUCAAAUAAGGAAGCCCAUUCAAAAUUCACCUUCGUUUCACGAUGAAAUGGAAAUCACGAGCAACAUCCUCAAACUGCGACUUUCGUACAAAUGGCGACCCCUCAUCGAUGACAAUGUCACUGAAACAAUUCGUCGAUGGGCAACUUUUGACCCAAUUGAGCGGCCUCAUCUCCUUUUUCUCAGUAUAGUAGUACACCACAUGCUGGGAACAAACGGCGCUGAUCAUCGACUUUACGAGGAGAAUUUUACUAAAUUCGCUCCAGAGCUGGGCCGGUUGGCAAAAUUCUCCCAAGUGAUUUGGUUCAAUCAAUAUCCAGUCGAGGAACUACCCGAGAAAAUUCACGACCACAACACGUACAUUCAUUCAGAGAAGAUAGUCAACUACAACAAGGCCAUUCGACGUCUGUUAGAGAAUGAAAAUAGUAGCAUCCGCAUAUGGGAUUCGAGUGAUCCAUUGGCAGAAGAGUACAUCCGCUCAUGUGCCGCCUUAAAACGCGAUGAGAUCGUUCACGUCGAUCGUCGUCCUUACCUGUUCAAAGAUGCUGCCUUCGCAGAUUGCAACGACUUUAUUCAUACGGGUUAUUCAGCUCUUUCACAGGCCACUAAUCUUUUGUAUAAUGACAUCUGCAAUAAUGUGAUGGAUUACCAUUGAUCCUGAAUUCCCUCAGCACAUCGACCUGUUAUCAAUAAACAGGCUAUUCAUUUGCCUGACAAAAAAAA